Aspergillus terreus NIH2624 is the source of this 1533-nucleotide messenger RNA. Its product is annotated as sugar porter family MFS transporter. Gene Ontology annotation, biological process: carbohydrate transport; transmembrane transport. Gene Ontology annotation, molecular function: carbohydrate:proton symporter activity. Lineage: Eukaryota; Fungi; Ascomycota; Eurotiomycetes; Eurotiales; Aspergillaceae. Gene Ontology annotation, cellular component: membrane. The transcript is spliced from 7 exons. The record is from RefSeq and is a predicted model, not a curated record. Bases 1 to 1533 code for a protein of 510 amino acids.
AUGUAUACAAUUACAAAUAUUUACGUCCUCGCCGGUUUUGGCACCAUUGGCGGUGCCCUGUUUGGUUUCGAUGUUAGUUCUAUGAGUGCCUGGAUCGGUACCCACCAAUACCUAGAUUAUUUCAAUUCUCCCGACUCGAAUCUGCAAGGAGGCAUCACGGCAUCCAUGUCCGCUGGCUCGUUCGCAGGUGCCCUCGCUGCAGGUUUCGUUUCGGACCAUUUUGGCCGUCGAGGGGCGUUAAUCAUCGCCUCGGUUAUCUGGAUCAUCGGUGCCGUCCUUCAACUCAGUGCCCAGAAUGUCGCCCAUCUCGUGGCCGGCCGUGUGGUGAGCGGUCUUUGCGUUGGCAUCACCUCCUCGCAGGUGUGCGUCUACCUUGCCGAACUGGCUCCCGCUCGCAUCCGUGGUCGUAUUGUCGGUAUCCAACAGUGGGCUAUUGAGUGGGGUAUCUUGAUCAUGUACUUGAUUUCCUACGGCUGCUCUGAGGGGGUAGACGGACCGGCCGCGUUCCGGAUUGCCUGGGGCGUCCAAGCGAUUCCUGCGCUGAUCCUGCUGGCCGCCCUUCCUUUCUUCCCCGAAUCCCCUCGGUGGCUGGCUGGAAAGGAGCGGUGGGAAGAGAGUCUAGACACGUUGGCCCUGCUCCAUGCCAAGGGCGACCGCAACGACCCUGUCGUGCAGGUGGAAUGGGAGGAAGUGCAGGAGGCGGUUCGCUUGGCCCAGGAGUCCAAGGAUAUCUCCUUCCUGUCGUUGUUCGGUCCCAAAAUCUGGAAGCGCACGCUUUGCGGCGUUAGUGCCCAGGUCUGGCAGCAACUUCUGGGAGGUAAUGUCGCCAUGUACUACGUCGUCUACAUCUUCCAGAUGGCUGGAAUGGGCUCUGCGACUCUCUACUCAGCCAUCAUCCAAUACGUCAUCUUCCUCGUCACGACCGGUGUCAUCCUACCAUUUAUCGAUCGCAUGGGCCGUCGGCCUUUGCUGCUGGGCGGUGCGGUGACCUGCAUGGUCCUCCAUUACGCCAUUGCUGGUGUCAUGGCCACAUACGGUCGCCCGGUGGACGAGAUCGAUGGCAACAAGAACCUGCGCUGGGAGAUCGGGGGUGCGCCCGGAAAGGCUGUUAUCUCGCUGUCCUACAUUUUCGUCGGCGUCUACGGUUUCACCUGGGCCCCCGCCGCAUGGAUCUAUGCCUCCGAGGUCUUCCCGUUGAAGUAUCGUGCUAAGGGUGUCGGUCUCUCUGCGGCUGGAAACUGGAUCUUCAACUUUGCGCUGGCUUACUUCGUCGCCCCGUCCUUUACCAACAUCAAGUGGAAGACGUACAUCAUCUUUGGCGUCUUCUGCACGGUCAUGACGUUCCACGUGUUCUUCACCUACCCCGAGACGGCCGAGCGUAGUCUGGAAGAGAUCGAUCUGAUGUUCGAUUCGAACGUGAAGGCAUGGCAGUCGAACAAGGUGCACGACAAAUUCCAAGAGGAGGUCGAGAAGCACCGUCGGGAGAGUGUGGCGGAAAAGGCUGUCGAUUCUAGCCAUCAGGAGGUUGUCUGA